Molecule: messenger RNA, 870 nt
Organism: Cetraspora pellucida
Lineage: Eukaryota; Fungi; Glomeromycota; Glomeromycetes; Diversisporales; Gigasporaceae
Source: the annotation of a GenBank genome assembly
AUGUUUUUUGAAUCGAAAUAUACAGGAGGAUCUGUUAUCAAUGCUCUCCUUGCAACAGGAAAAUACAGAGUCCGUAGUCUUACACUUAAUCCUGAAUCUGAUAAAGCAAAAGCUCUUGUUGCAAAGGGUGCCGAAGCUUUCAAAGCCAAUCUUUCUAAUAGAGAAGAUGUCAAAAAUGCACUUAAUGGAGCUGAUAUCGCAUUUAUUGUAACUAAUUUCUUUGAUCUGUCCAUUUUUCCGGAUAAUAUGGCUGAAGAAGAAAGACAAGGUAAAAUGAUUGCUGACAUCGCUAAAGAAGUCGGAUUGAAUUGGCUUCUUUAUAGUUCUCUUCCGGAUACCCCCGAUUACAAAGUCAUACAUUUUUACAAUAAGAAAUACCAAUUUAUUAACUUUGGGUAUUCCGAACGUCACAUUUAUCUACAUGAGUUUCUAUGCUACGAAUUUUGGUACAUUUUUCCUGUUAUUACAAAAGAAGAUGAAACAUCUGAAUUUGUUGUUCCAUUGGUCAAUAAAAACACCACUAUUGAGAUUGUUGAUCCUGAAACCGAUACUGGCAUAACCAAAGUUAUUGAAGAAGGACCAGAAAAGUGGAAUGGAAAGAAAGUUCCAGCUGUUUCAGAAAGUAUUUCUUUUGGAAAAAUUGCCAAAAUAUUGACUAAAGUUACUGGAAGACAAUUUAAACUUCGCAGUCCCGGUUGCGAAGAAACAGAAAGAGAAUUCCCCUAUUUGGCUAGUGAAGAAAUGUUAGAUAUGAGUUGUUGGUUUAAUAGCUACAGAGUUGUUCGCUCCGACAAGGAAAUCGACAUUUCUAUUACUAAAAUUUUACAUCCAUAUGUUACUACUUUUGAACAAUAUGCAUACAAAAAAUGA